AUGCGCCAAACAAGCGUCAAGUUGCUGCAUUCCAAGCGGCUUGAGAUAAAGCAACGGAUGCUGCAGCGUAACGAGGCACGAAGAAGUCAGUUGCGGCAUGCAGAGCUAGACAGUUGCCGUGCACAGUCGACUGAAGGUGGCGAUCCAGAAAAGGACGCCUACGAAUUUAUUGGCAGAGAAUUUCAUUGCGAUGUGGGCGAUCCCGCCGUGUUGGACCUCCUUCUUAGUAUUGAGGAGGAGAUCAGGAACGAACAGUUGGUGUCGUUGUACGAAGAGAGUCAAAAUGAAGACUGGGAAAAGUACUUCCAACACCUUGCUCGACCAUGA
Messenger RNA from Trypanosoma cruzi, 327 nucleotides. RefSeq lists its product as uncharacterized. The coding region runs from base 1 to 327 and encodes 108 amino acids. The record is from RefSeq and is a predicted model, not a curated record. The transcript has a single exon. NCBI's taxonomy places the organism in Eukaryota, Euglenozoa, Kinetoplastea, Trypanosomatida, Trypanosomatidae.